This is a messenger RNA of Limulus polyphemus (Atlantic horseshoe crab), 10038 nucleotides long. RefSeq lists its product as uncharacterized. Gene Ontology annotation, biological process: protein linear polyubiquitination. Bases 586 to 7164 code for a protein of 2192 amino acids. Gene Ontology annotation, cellular component: LUBAC complex. Lineage: Eukaryota; Metazoa; Arthropoda; Merostomata; Xiphosura; Limulidae. The record is from RefSeq and is a predicted model, not a curated record. The transcript has 23 exons. Gene Ontology annotation, molecular function: linear polyubiquitin binding; zinc ion binding; ubiquitin protein ligase activity.
UAUACAUAUUAGCUUAGGUUUAUUGGUUAUGGUAACAUCUUUACCUGGUCUAUAUAAUUCCAUGUAUUUUUAUUGUCCUUUCUUUGAUUCCUGAGUAGAAAAAAAAAGAAUUCCUAAGAAAUUUGGCAAGUAGAUACCCUGCAUAGCUCAGAAGUAGAAGAUAGUAAUGCAGUAAAAUUCCCUUUCAACAGCAGUUAUGUUGGGUCAAAAGGAAUUUAGAGAGACAAGAUCACGAGAUGGGAGGCACUGUGAUCUCUGUGGAUGUUCAUCACCAGCUGUUCGAUGUGAUAAAUGUAAUAUGCAACUUUUUUGCCUUUCCUGUGAUGAUAUGUACCAUCGACAUCCCAAAAGGAAAUCUCACUUGCGGCGUGCAGUCGAUAGUCUAAUUCCUGGUGGCGGUCGCCUUCCCUCACACCCUACACAAAUUUUGGGUGGGGAUCCCUCCAAAAUGCCAAUUCCUCCCCCUCGAAAAAAAAGGAAAAAACAAUUUUUGGAACAAUUGGUAGAAGUUCUACAGCUGAGACACCUCUUCUUCCUAGAAAAGAGUUCUCUUGGUCAAAUAAACUUGGAAGUUUGAAGCGAUUUAUGGCUAGUCGUCCACUGCCACCAACACCAAAAGACUCCGGCAAUGAUGGUAGUGAAAAUCUUCAAGUACCAGGAGUCAUAUCUAGUCAACCUCAAAUAAUGAGACAUCAUGGAAAUGAAGGACAUCCUCCAUCUCUACCACAACGUACUCUUCCACACUCCCAUCAAAGAGCAAACAGCAUAGAUGAAUUGAUAAUUCCUCGUACUAUGACAGAGAGUAAAACAGAGUCUCAAACAGAAAAUAGAGAAGGCCCAUUUAGCCCUCAAGGUUCACAGCCAGAUAGUACAGCAUAUAAGCAGCAAAUCACAAGAGAUAGAUGGUUAGAAAAUCAGCAAACUCCUGUGGGUUUUCAACCAACAAACAGAGAACACAAUCAACCAACACAUUCAGAUAUCUCUUCAGAAGACAGAAGAAACAAACUAGCACUUCCAGGCUUUCAGUUAAAUAACAGAAGACAUAGCCAACCAGUUCCACCAGACUUCAUGCACCAGCAUGUAACAGAACAAACCAGUGCAGAAAACACACAAGUUCAGGAAGAAACAAAUUUUCCCUGGAGUCCAGAUCUAUCAGCUAGUAGACCGCAAGGUAGUUUCUCUCUUGGGGCUGGCACCCUUGGACAACCCUACCAGUCAUCUGGUCCUGUGAUACAGAGGGGUGAUGUUCGGCAACAGUCUUCGAUGAUGCUGCACAGUAUGAGUAUAGCUGACCUCUCAUCUUACCCUCAGCAACAUCCUCAUUUCCCACCAUACACACAUGGUCAUCCUUAUUUCCAUGGACACACUUUUUUUCAUCCCAACUGUCCACAGUGUUAUGGCAGCUCGUGGGGCACCCCUGGAGAACAACAUAUUGAUAAUAUCCCAUUUGGAAGACAACAUCCAGGCAGAGAUGGGACACUAGGUAGAAUGUCUCAACAACACACACCUGACUACUUCAUGAAUGGUAGAAUGAAGAGGAGUCAAAGUGUGAUGUAUGAUCCAAUGACAGCUCCAGGAUCCUACUUUCCUUUUGGACCUCAUCAUCAAGGAUAUGGAAUGGGACCUCCAUAUUAUCCUCACUCUCAACAUAUGUCUAUAUCACCAUCACCAUCAGGGUCAACGAGAUCCCUUCAUAGAGCUGGAAGACCACACAAACGACAAAGCAUUGAUGAACAGAGUGUAGCCUCUGGAAGCUCCCGUGGGAAGCCAAGAAGCUCUAUCAGGGAGAGGGCCAUCCAUAGAAGGUCAAAGGGAACAGAUAUUGGAACAACUACUGAAGAAGAAGAUUAUUUCUCUGUUCAUGAAGACAGUGAAGAUGAUGAAAUUCUUUCAGAAGCAGCUUCUAGCAUUCGGCGUUACCAGAAAAAGCGAAAUAGAGCAAAAAAAUACUGGGAAUGUGAACAUUGCACAUACCGCAAUCCCUUAGGUACUCGCAUCUGUCAAAUGUGCUGCAAGACGACUUCAAGAGGAAGAGUGGCUUCCCACAGGAGUAAAGAGGAAGAAGAAGUCAAGUCUACAUUACCUCCACCAGAACCAGAAUAUCCAGCAGAAGAGAAACUUGAAGAAGAAGAUAGAGAUCAACAGGAAGAAGAUCUCCCAGUACAAACGUAUCCCCAAACUGAAACAAGUAGUGGUACUACAACUAAAGAGCAAACUGACAUGCCUGUUAUCACUGCAGAUCUGAUAAAGCAACAAGAGGAAAUUGAAAAGGACUUUAAAAAAACAGCAUCUUCAUCAACAUCAGUUCAUAGAAGAGACUCCUCUGUGCAGACACAUAUUGAUGCCAUUCAUGAAGCUUUGAAGUCAAAACAUGAAGAGUCACUUUUGAAUUAUAGCACUGAAAAAAAUAAAACAGAAGAUGUUAGUACAGGCACCAGUUCAUUAACUGAUGCAGUUGUCAAUGGUCAUAAAGUAGAAAUGGGAACCUCACCACCUCCUCAAAAUAUAUAUACUCAGACUACAUUUGAUUCUAACACUGGAGGAUUUUUAGAUCUUAAUAGGCCAUCUUUUAAUAAUGAUGUUGUUCCACCUAAUAAACCCCUCUCCUCUUUUAAACAAACUUAUGAAGAUAGAGGACUUAGAGGUGCAUUGUUUCGCAGUUUAAGUCGUAGUUCUCUUAACAGUGAGUCAGUGGCUAUGCAUCCUGGAGACAGCCAUUUUGAUCCUGCAGAACCAUUGAGUUUCAAAAGCAUUGGCACACCAUUACGUGGUGAAUUUAGAAACUCUAGCUGGGACUUAAGAAGUAGACCUCAUUUUGGAACAUCAAGGUUUAAAAAUGACCAGUAUGACUGGGGACAAGAUCAUAACUUGUCAAAGCAGGAUAAAUAUCGAAGCAUGGAGGAACUUGUAGAACGAAGAAGGCAAGAGAACAUGCGCACUCAAGGAAUGGAAAUGGUUCGUCUUGUGAGGGAAGCAGAACAACAUGGUUUCUCAGCUGAUGAGCUACAAGUAGCCUUAAGCAACUGUGGAAAACAAAAUCCCAUCCAUUGGUUGCAGGAGAACUGGAAGAACAUGGUGGAAACUGUUGUUACCUUGGCAACUAAUUAUGGUCAUGACAAGCGAGACAAUAAUGUGGGGAUCAUCACUGUAACAGAAUCACGUGAAGCACUAGUAACCCAUAGAGGAAAUGUUUGGGCAUCAGUUACAGAAUGUGUUGAGGGACGGCAGAGAAAGUUCAUGGAAUUGACUUCAAGGGGGAAUUUCUCUCCUGGAGAAAUAGUUGCAGCUCUCACAGCAAGUCAUGGUAAUGUUGAGAAGGCUUAUAUAGAUCUUACAAAAUCAACUGUGAAACCUUUUCUAAUGCGAAUUUGGGGUCCAGGAGCAGGAGUGGACAACCAAGAAGGUGCCAUCAGACGACAUACUUUACAGUCUACAAUCAAUAAGAAGCAGGACAGAAUUUGGUCUGAAGAGAUUAGUGACUUGGAAUCAGAUCAGCUGAGUCCUCAUGAUAUUUUGUCAAUACCCUCUCCUCCUCUUUCUAUUAAAACUCGGGAAAGUUCCUGGUCCAGGGACAUAAGUGAGGUUGAAACUGGUAAGGGAAGCUCACUUCCUGUUACACAAGGACCUUCACCUUCCCAAUCAGUUCAUGAUCAGCAAUGGUGUGAAAAUAUAAAUGACCUAAAGUCAGGUCAGCAAAGCCCAACUGUCUUUUCAAUAGAUCCUUCUUCCUCCAUUAGUCAUUCCACCCAUAAUAGAAUGAUGUCUGAAUUUGAGAAUGUUACUGAUGUGGAAUUAGAACAGCAGAGUCCUCUCGUAACUCGGAAGAAUUUAUCACCAGUGUUGAGGAGAAGUGCAAGUGAAUUGAUUAUCAGUAAAACUGAAGGAAAACAGAAAGAUAAAAGUGAAAAAAGUAGCCGUCCAAGUUUCCUGAGACGACUAGCUUCACUUAGAAGAGACAAAACGAAAGAAAAAAAGAAAGAUAAGGGGACCAAUUUAGUUGAGCAGGAUACAUCUCUAACAUAUGAAGAAUUACAAUUUGGCAAAAAGUAUGAUAACACUGAACAAAUAUUAGAAGGAAACGAAGGGAUGAGAAACCAUGAUGUGUAUGCUGUAUCUUCUAGUGCUGCAAAUCCAGUUAAGAUCAGUCUUUUGUUUCCUCAGAAGAAUGAUUCUGUUCUUUAUGAAAUUCAAUCUUCCAAGAAUACAUCAUCUGUAAAAAAAUCUCAGUCUGAUGAGCCUAGAUAUGCAUCAGAACUUUUAACUGAAGUAAAAAGUUCAAAGAAGAAACUUCCAAGUUUCUUUGAAAGAAAUAAAAAACUGAUUUCUGGCCGUGUCUUUAAAAAUGUUGAGCCUGAAACCAACAGAAACCAAAUGCAGUUACAUCAAACUGUCCAAAAUCCUGUCAGAGGGAGUAAGGUUGAAAUCACUAAUUCUUGCACAAAUGUGAGAGAUUUACCUUCAGAAAUGAUUAGAAUACCAGCUGACACUGAUGAGGAUGAAAUAAAUAAUUCCUUUGAACCUUCAUCUCAUGUUAAGUCCGAGACUAGUAGAAAACAAAAAUAUUUAUCAAAAAAAACUCACAAUAGAAGAUGCAGGGCUACUUCAAAAACAUUUGAAAUUAUUAGGAAACUGAAUCAGAAAUCCAAAACAGAUUCUGAUUCUUCUGAGACAGAUGAACCACAUGUUAGAUCUGAGGCGAACAGAAAACAAAAAUAUAAUAUCAAAUCUACUGAUAAUAAUGUUGAAGAAAAAAAAGAAUUAGAACAUACUUUAAAUGUUUCUAUUGUUAAUAAAGACAUACAACAAGAUUUGAAAAUAGAACCAGAUUUGUCUGGUGGAGCUGAAAACAUGGUGACAGGAUGCUCUUUCAAUAAAACUGUAAACAGUAAAAGUCAAAAUAUCUCUAGCAUUGUUCACAAAAACAAAAAAUCUGAACCUACUUUAGGUGUUGCUGAAAUCAAUAACAACUUGUUUCAUGAAUCUGAAACAACACCCAAAUUAUCUAAAAUAGAUGUAAUCUCAAAUGCAGAUCACAAAACAACUAUUGAGAACAAGGAAGAAGGAAGCCAAACUUUUGAGCAUAAAAUGAACUCUGCUAUAUCCAAAGUUACCGAAAUAAAUGAAUCAAAGAUAGUUUCUAAAGGAGGUAACACUUCUAGUACCCCUAAUUCAAAUCUUGUACUUAAUGAUACUAAGCAAAUUGCUCAUCAUUUAGAUCAACCCCAAGUUCUGCAGCCUGUGAAGAAAGAAACACUACUUGAGUCUCCUGAAAGGACAAAACCACCCCGAUUCCUAGAUCUUUCAAAGAAAUUAAGUACUGUUAGCUUUUCUAAAACUGAAAGCAAUGAUAUAAAUGAAGAUGUAAUCUCAAAUGCAGAUCACAAAACAACUAUUGAGAACAAGGAACAAGUAAGCCAAUCUUUUGAGCAUAAAAUGAACUCUGCUAUAUCCAAAGUUACCGAAACAAAUGAAUCAAAGAUAGUUUCCAAAGGAGGUAACACUUCUAGUACCCCUAAUUCAAAUCUUGUACCUAAUGAUACUAAGCAAAUUGCUCAUCAUUUAGAUCAACCCCAAGCUCUGGAGCCUCUGAAGAAAGAAACACUACCUGAGUCUCCUGAAAGGACAAAACCACCCCGAUUCCUAGAUCUUUCAAAGAAAGUAAAUACUGUUAGCUCUUCUAAAACUGAAAGUAGUGACCUAAAUGAAGAUUUUGGCACUCUUCUAACAGAAGAAGUAAGUUAUGUCAACCCCAUCAGUGAGACCAACACAACUGAAAAACAAUCAACCAAAAAAGGUGGUUCUACAAUCAAAAAUUUCUUUUCAUCGUCAAAGAAAAAAAAUUAUCGUCCUGUGUCAGUAACAAAUGAAAAACGACUUGAAUUUGAGAGAAAAGUCAGAAGUUUUCUGACUCAAGGAAAAUGCCAGACUUAUGAACAAUCAGAAAUUGCAAUCAAACUUAUGGAUAUGAAAUUUGAUGAAAAGGAAGCUCUUCAGGCUGCUAUGGAAUGUGAUUCCCUAUAUCAAGCUGUCAACUUCCUGCAACAAGAAUGUGAGCUGUGUUCUGGGAAGUUCCCUAUGGCUGAGAUGCUGGCAAUGUUUCACUGUCCUCAUCGCGCAUGUAAAGAAUGUUUGAAGGCUUACUUCACCAUUCAGACAAGAGACAGAAAUAUCAUGGAGUUGCGGUGCCCCUUCUGUAAUGAACCAGAUUUGUCGAAUGAAGAUGUAGCCCAAGAUUACUUCAACCAUAUGGACCAACUGCUAAAGAACCUGGUAGAACCUGAGACCCAUGAACUGUUUCAGAAAAAGCUGCGAGAUAAAGUGCUGAUGAAAGAUCCAAACUUCCACUGGUGUUCUCAGUGCUCAUCUGGCUUCAUUUCCAAUCCAAACCAGAAAAGGUUGAUGUGCCCAGACUGUAAAGCUAUAAUAUGUGCCCAGUGUAGAAAACUGUGGGAGAAACAGCAUGAUGGCCUCAGCUGUGAACAGUUCCAGGCUUGGAAGGAUUCUAAUGAUCCUGAGGCUCAAGCUGCAGGCUUAGCCAAACAUUUGGAGGAGAAUGGCAUUGUGUGUCCUAGUUGCCAUUUCCAAUAUUCCUUGGCCAAAGGAGGGUGUAUGCAUUUUCGAUGCAUACAGUGUCAGUAUGACUUUUGCAGUGGCUGUGGUGGUGCCUUUAAGAUGGGAAAGAAGUGUGGGCUGUCAAAUUUCUGUGAGAAAUUGGGACUGCAUGCACAUCAUCCACGAAAUUGUCUGUUUUAUCUUCGUGAUAAAGAUCCUGCUGACCUGCAGGAAUUGCUGGAUGCCUACAAUGUACCUUAUAAUAAAGAACCACCUGAAGGAACAGAGAUCAAGGAGCAUUGUCAAGUGAUGGAACAAAAAGAGACACUCUCUGGACUGGCAGAUGAUAUCUGUGGUAAAGAAGUGCUUGAAGGGCAUGCAGGUUUGUGUAGACUACAUUAUGUGGAGUACCUAGGUGAAUUAGUGAGGAAACACAACAUUGAUCCCCUGACCAUCUUCAACAUUGAUGAGCUGGAACUUGUUCUGAAAAGAGCCACUCUUCGUCUUCCUGUUAAAUUACGGCAGGACUCAGAGGAACAAUACCGAGAAAAACUUAUCAAGAAUAUUGAGAAAGAGCUACCAAUUCGUAAGAUUACAACAACAUUAAGAUGAAAAGUUGUAAGUGAGAAGAAUAUGAAAAUUUCCCAACAAAAUCAUCCCAAUACCACCUGUUGUCAAACCUAAGCACUACAGCCAUUUGGUUGGAUAAUUCAAUUAAAGUGUAUUUUUAUUAUCAGGGAAGAGAGAUGUCGUGCAUACAGUUGGACCCUAAGAUUUGCAGGAUUUCAUUUUGAAGCUCAUGAUUAUUGCUGCUUAAGUACUCAAAAAUGCUUGUAACAUUAUUGCAGUUUUAAUAUAUUUUAGUAAAUGUUGUGAAGAAUAUGGCAGAUUCUGCCAAAAAUCCAGUCACCCUUGUGAUUCACUAAUGAAUAGACUAAUUAAGCAUACCACAUAUGAUACUUAUUUUGCAAGUGCUUAUUGAUGUUGUGCAAAAACAUAUAAAAGAAUUACAUCUAACACGUUUCAUAUGUAUGCCAUUCAUUAAAAACGCAGAAUGACAUGAAAAUAGACAUAAAAAGUCAUAAUACCCCCCCCCCUUCUUCACAUGUGAGCAAGAUUAAAAAAGCUUUAGACCAAUUUUCUUCUUCAGAGUUUUAUAACUAUAGUCAUAGCUGUAUUAAUAAAUAUUUAGAAACCUUCCCAGUAGACCAGCAUAAUUCUAUAUAUAUCUUUUAAUGGGACGUUAAGAAAAGUCCAAUAUUAGUUUAAUUUCCUGCAUAGAUUUUAUGUAACCAAAGAUGUAGAUUUGUAGAUAUUUAUUUUGUAUAAUUUUCCCUGUGGUUAAAUUGUCAAAUAAUAAUGAGAGUGGUUUGAAAGUAGCGUAGAAGUUAUAAGGCUUGGAACUUCUAUUGACUGAUGAAGACAAAGUGCAUAAAAGGGUAUAAUUUUUAAGACUCAAGUGUUCAAGCUUCCUCUGUGAAGAGAUAACACCAACUCGUAUUCUUCUUUGUCUGUCAAUCCAUAAAAUCUAACUUAUAUUCAAUCAACCAAUGUUGUGUUAACUCCUAAAAGAGGUAACUAGGUAUACCCCCCCCCCUCUUCAGUAGCUCAGCAGUAAGUCUUGGGGCUUAUAAUGCUAAAAUUCAGAUGUUGAUAUCUUCAAUGGGCAAAGGACAGUGUAACUUUGCACUUAAAAACAAAUAAAUUAUUAAAUUAAUUCUGAUAUGAGUAAAGCUAUUUUAUUUCUCAAUUAUAAGGGACAUAACUGUGGAUUGUCUUAAAUAUCAUAUUAUUUGUUGCCAAAUUUUUAAUAUUGUUAAAAAAUAUAGGAUCUCAUUUUACAAAUCUAUCUAAUAAGGACAAAAAAAGUGGGAAAUAUAUGGUGACAAAACCAAUGCUUGUAUUAUUUCACUUAUAAGUCUAAAAAGUAAACAAAAUAUCAUAUAUGUAUGUAGAAGCAAUAUACAUACAUGAUACCAUAUGAAAUUCAAGUAAAAUAACACACCUAUGUUAAAAAAGUCUUUGUAUUACAAAACUGCCAUACAUACACAUAUUUUACUGUUUUUUCAGAAAUAUUUUAGAACUUAUGUUUCAUUCUAUUGCAUCUUUUAGUGUUCAUCUAGUUUCUAUGUCAUUAGUUUGUUCAUUUACCCUAAUUCUUGAAAUAAAUAAAAGAUGUGACUUCAGUGACAUACUACUACAAAAUAACUUGUAAUGCUAAGAUAUAUUAACUAAUUAAUUUGUAUAAAAGAUUAAUGCAAUGAAACUAUAUUUAACACACUGUCUUUCUUUUAUUUGAUUUGUGAUAACUUGGAGUGAAUGCUCGUUAUUCAUAUAUGCUCAUAAACUCUAUGCAGUAUGUUUAUUGCCUUUUAAUAGAUGAUUAUGUAAUGGCACUGAUACUUUGUAGAUCUUGUAUAUGUUAAAAUUCUCACUGGUAGGUGCAAGUUCUUUCUGAAAAACAAAGCCAUGAAUGCUUUUUAAAAAGCUUCUCAAAAAUCCCAAGAAUUGUUAGGAAUUUCAUUUUCAUACUGGUUUUCCUGUUAAUCCCUUCUGAGACUGACUGCCUUCAUAUUAAUGCAUGUAACUUGAGUAGAAAUAUAACACUUAGGCUUAGGAAUUGUCCUACAAUUGCCUGUGGAAUAUAUUUACUUCUAUAUGAUACACAAGAUACUUGAAUAUCACAACUAACAAGUAAUUUGGGUAAGAAUAUAUUCAAAUUCUGGUUACCUGUUUGAGAACUAUCUUGAUGAAGCAUAAAAGCUGACAUUGUGUUUGUUAUUGUAAAAAAAUUAAACCUUUAUGGUGAAUAGAGAAUAUUAGUUGUCUUACAUAAUUCUUUGUUAAAACUCUUCCAAACUUUGGUCACUUUUUUUAAUGUAAAAUAAUGCUCAUAGAUGUUAUAAAGAAGUUCUAUGACUUAAUAAACAUUGAUGAUCAGAUUGAUGACAUGUGAAGUUGUUAUAUCUUGGUUUGUAGUAAAUUUAACUUUCAAUACAGAUUUUCAAAAAAUUACAAGACUAGUUUUAUUUUAUGCAGUGAAAUUUGUUUAUAUUAAACGUAGUGCAUUUUUAAUACAGUUUUUAUUAAAAUUAAUGCCAAUCUUAUGUAUUAUUAUUACAGAAAUUAAACUAGCAUAUUUUUAUCAUAGCAUAAUCUUCUUUAUCACAAAGAUUAUGUAUAUACUCUCCAUGUUACCAUGCUGUAACAGUUAAUAUAUAAAGCUUCAAUAACAUAAGUAAUUAAAUGAUUUGAAAGAAAAUGAAUUAUAUUUAUGGUGUUUUACAAUUCUGUGUGAAUGAAAAAAAGUUAAUCCAAGUCUAGGCCUAGGUGCUUAUUAAAUCAUUAUGCAUUGUUUAAUGAAUAUGAUGUCAUUUAGGAAACUCUCAUGGUCCUUUACAGUUGCUUUAAACUCCACUAAUUGACAAUGAAUGAUAAAUAAAUACUUUUCUGAAAUUAUAAUAAAGUUAUUCAGAAGCUGCUGUG